Molecule: messenger RNA, 2151 nt
Organism: Trichoderma reesei QM6a
Lineage: Eukaryota; Fungi; Ascomycota; Sordariomycetes; Hypocreales; Hypocreaceae
Exons: 8
Coding region: 1-2151 (716 amino acids)
Biological process (GO): carbohydrate metabolic process
Molecular function (GO): alpha-L-fucosidase activity
Source: RefSeq, a predicted model, not a curated record
AUGAAAAAGGUCGCCGUUGUGGCCGUGCUGGCCAUGAGCCAGACCGGCGUCGCAGCGCGCAAGUUUUGGACUUUCAAACCGGCUGAUCCGGGCAAUGUCCUGAUGACGGCAUACACCAUCGGCAACGGAAGACAAGGAGAUGAAUCUGCUCUGUAUGGCGGAACAGAAGACUACGGCUCCUACGAAGCCCUCGCGAACCUCACCGUCUCCAUUGCGGGCGUCAGCCACUACCCCAAGUACAAGAGGACGCUGGACUUGCAAACGGCAUUGCACAGCGCCGACUUUACCGCCAAUGGAGCUUCUUUCUCUACUGUCCAGUUCUGCUCCUUUCCGGACCAAGUCUGCGUCUACCACGUCUCCUCCAACAAGCCCCUCCCUCAGAUCACAGUCGGCCUCGUCGACAACUACCGCACCAAUCCUCCCUCCGCCGUCACAUGUUCCACCGACGGCGUUCAUCUGAGCGGACGGACCGUGGCCGACGAGGGCGAGGGCCUCAUUGGCAUGAAGUUUGAUGCCCAGGCUCAUGUUCUGUCUUCCAGCGGCGUAAAGACUUCAUGCAACAACAAUAAACAAAUCGUUGUUCACGCGAACAAGGCAAAGUCGGUUACUGUUGUGGUGGCUUCGGGGACAGAGUAUGAUCCCAAGAAGGGCAAUGCUGCGCACAACUACUCCUUCAGGGGUGUUGAUCCGUAUCCUGGGGUCUUGAAGACGAUCAAGGCGGUUUCCAAGAAGAGCUACAACACCGUCUUGCAGAGACAUGUGAAGGAUCACGGCGAGUGGUUCAACAAGUUCACCCUGGACCUGCCUGAUCCCCAUCACUCGGCCAGUGUCGACACGACUGACCUGCUCACCAACUACAAGACGGACAAGGGCGAUCCCUUUGUCGAGAACUUGCUGAUCGACUAUGGAAAGUACAUGUUCAUCGCUUCGUCACGGCCUGGAUCGCUGCCCCCGAAUCUGCAGGGUUCGUGGGCUCCGGAUGGGAAUCCGGCGUGGAGCUCCGACUAUCACAUUGACGUGAAUGUGCAGAUGAAUCACUGGCACGUCGAAAAGAUGGGCUUGGGCGGCUUGACCGAUCCUCUGUGGGACUUUAUGACUUACACCUGGGUUCCUCGCGGGACAGAGUCGGCUCGUCUGUGGUACAACGUCAGCGGAUGGGUGGCCUUUACGAACCUCAACACCUUUGGCCACACUGGACAGAUGAAUGAUGCCACCUGGUCCAACGUUGCUCAUGACAUUGCCUGGAUGAUGGCUCACGUCUGGGACCGCUACGACUAUGGCCGCGACGAGAAGUGGUACGCCUCUGUCGGAUACCCCAUGAUGAAGGGCGUGGCCAGCUUCUGGGUGGACAUGCUGGUGCAGGACAGGUACUUCAACGACGGCACACUGGUUGCCAACCCUUGCAACUCUCCUGAGCAAGGCCCGACGGUCAUCUGGGAGCUGUUUGACCACAUCAUCAAGGACUGGGACGCCGCGGGCGACAAGGACACGACCUUUUUGAAGCGAGUCAAGGCGUCGUACAGCAGACUGGAUCCCGGUGUCCACAUGGACAUUGACGUCAAGAACAACACGCACCGCCAUCUGUCUCACCUGUACGGCUUCUACCCCGGCUAUGUCAUCUCCAGCGCCCACGCGGACAACAAGACCGUCAUGGACGCCGUCGCCACAAGCCUCUACUCGCGCGGCAACGGCACCGAGGACUCCAACACGGGCUGGGAAAAGGUCUGGCGCGGCGCCUGCUGGGGCCAGCUGGGCGUCGUCGACGAGGCCUACAAGGAGCUCAAGUACACCAUCGACAUGAACUUUGCAGCCAACGGACUGUCCGUGUACACGACGGGCAGCUGGCCGUACGAGGUGACGCUGCCCUUCCAGAUCGACGCCAACUUUGGGCUGUCGGCGAAUGCGCUGGCGAUGCUGUACACGGACCUGCCCAAGAGAUGGGGAGACGACAGCGUCCAGAAGGUGAUUCUCGGGCCGGCGAUUCCCAGGGAAUGGGCUGGUGGAAGCGUCAGGGGCGGGAGUCUGAGAGGAGGCGGAACGGUGGACUUUGGCUGGGACGACGAGGGCGUCGUGAAUCGGGCGGUGCUGCGCGGGCGGAGGCUGCCGAUUGUGGUGGUGAAUAAGCACGGCAAGGUGCUGGCAAGACGCUGA